Mercurialis annua (annual mercury) is the source of this 666-nucleotide messenger RNA. RefSeq lists its product as uncharacterized. NCBI's taxonomy places the organism in Eukaryota, Viridiplantae, Streptophyta, Magnoliopsida, Malpighiales, Euphorbiaceae. The transcript has 3 exons. Bases 13 to 666 code for a protein of 217 amino acids. The record is from RefSeq and is a predicted model, not a curated record.
AUUAGUGCAGGUAUGAGGGGUCGAGGCUCAGGCGGAGGCUCAGGCCGAGGAUCAGGCCGAGGAUCAGGCCGAGGACGGGGGGACCCUACCGAGCCCGUUGAGGAGCAGCAUCGUGAGGAGGCUGGAGGACCUGUUCAGCCUUUGCAGGAGCGUGAGGCAGGCGAGCCCCCGGCCAUUUUGGACAACCAGGGUAGGGCGAUGGUUCGUCCGGACCCUAGCAGGACAAUGUUGCUGGACUCUGGGCCUGUUUCUCGGGCUAUCCGGGAUAUUUUCAGGCAGUGCUGGUUCGAGACUGGAUCAGCAUGGCGCUUUCUGACAGCGGACAAGAGGGAGUUCUAUUUUCAGGAAUUUCAGAAGAAGUUCUGGUGGGAUGACUCUGCGUACAGCGAGGAGGUAAUCAGACGGGUCUUCAUGACCCAUGCAGCCACCCGGUACAAAGACAACAUCCACAAGAUGAGGAAAAUGCAAAAGAAGCAUACAUCUGUGAAUCAGGAGAUCUGGGAAGCCUGGAAUGCAUUUUGGGACACAGAGAAGGAGAAAAAGAAGUCAGAGACAGCCCGGGCAAACCGGAUGAGUGAGCCUGCGGGCCCCGGUUCUGGUCCUGUCCGCCAUACCGGGGGAUCUCGCUCUGCUAUCAAGCAUAUGGAUGUGAUGGUUUGUUUCUAA